This is a messenger RNA of Balaenoptera acutorostrata (minke whale), 14838 nucleotides long. RefSeq names its product mediator of cell motility 1 (gene MEMO1). Bases 74 to 967 code for a protein of 297 amino acids. The record is from RefSeq and is a predicted model, not a curated record. NCBI's taxonomy places the organism in Eukaryota, Metazoa, Chordata, Mammalia, Artiodactyla, Balaenopteridae. The transcript has 9 exons.
GGAGCCGCUCCUGCCGCCGCCGCCGCCGCCUCCUCAUUCAUCCUCGUGCACCAUAGGCGGCACAGGCACCAAGAUGUCCAACCGAGUGGUCUGCCGGGAAGCCAGUCACGCCGGGAGCUGGUACACAGCCUCAGGACCGCAACUGAAUGCACAGCUAGAAGGUUGGCUUUCACAAGUACAGUCCACAAAAAGACCUGCUAGAGCCAUUAUUGCACCCCAUGCAGGGUAUACGUACUGUGGGUCUUGUGCUGCUCAUGCUUACAAACAAGUGGAUCCAUCUAUUACCCGGAGAAUUUUCAUCCUUGGGCCUUCUCAUCAUGUGCCCCUUUCUCGAUGUGCACUUUCCAGUGUGGAUAUAUAUAGGACACCUCUGUAUGACCUUCGUAUUGACCAAAAGAUUUACGGAGAACUGUGGAAGACAGGAAUGUUUGAACGAAUGUCUCUGCAGACAGAUGAAGAUGAACACAGUAUUGAAAUGCAUUUGCCUUAUACAGCUAAAGCCAUGGAAAGCCAUAAGGAUGAGUUUACCAUUAUUCCUGUAUUGGUUGGAGCUCUGAGUGAGUCAAAAGAACAGGAAUUCGGAAAACUCUUCAGUAAAUAUCUAGCAGAUCCUAGUAAUCUCUUUGUGGUUUCUUCUGAUUUCUGCCAUUGGGGUCAAAGGUUCCGUUACAGUUACUAUGAUGAAUCCCAGGGGGAGAUUUAUAGAUCCAUUGAACAUCUAGAUAAAAUGGGUAUGAGUAUUAUAGAACAAUUAGACCCUGUAUCUUUUAGCAAUUACUUGAAGAAAUACCAUAAUACUAUAUGUGGAAGACAUCCCAUUGGGGUGUUAUUAAAUGCUAUCACAGAGCUGCAGAAGAAUGGAAUGAAUAUGAGCUUUUCCUUUUUGAAUUAUGCCCAGUCAAGCCAGUGUCGAAACUGGCAAGACAGUUCAGUGAGUUAUGCAGCUGGAGCACUCACGGUUCACUGAAGCUCUGAAUCCUCAGGGAUGCCACCUGCACAUACUCAUACUCUGUCCAGGGUCCCAGCCUAACCCUUACCAAGAUACUGGUCCUGGUUUGGGGGGAUUCUGAAACCUCAAACUAAUAGAACUUUCUUCUCUUCUUUUCUAGUAGGUGUAGUCCUUCCUUAAUUUCAACUCAUUAAAAAAAUGCUUUAUAGUUUAGAGCAGUGGAAGGAAGGCUGGCAUCAAAAUAUUUUGAUCAAAAAAAAAAAAAGGCAAUGUAAAGGCACAGUUGUGGCAGUCAGUUUUUUGAAAGUAACUUGUAAAGCAUUUACCAUAUCCUAAAUUUGCACUCUUUGCAGACUUGUGCACAUAUACUCCGCUUUCAGAAUAGUUUUGCAAAUUGUACACAAACAAACAAAAAGGGUGGAAGCUUUUUAAUAAAGAAAUUGCAUUUAUAAAUGAUCUGUAUUAGAAUAUAAAAAUCUCCAGUUAUAGUCAAUUACUACCCGUGUUGUACAACAGAUACCUUCUAUUUUAGUUGCUAAUAAAGGGCUACACAACUCAAAAUAGUCUGAUUUAAACUUAUUGCUCUGUGGUACAUAUGAAAAUUGUUUUUUAUUAAUUCCAUUUCAGAAUUUUUAUGUUAAAAGUGGUAAACUUUAGCUCUUAUGUAAAAAUAUGUUAGGAUGUAUUUUUAUAUUUUACAUAUUUAUGUGAUUUUUUUAUCACAGAUAUUAGAAUCAUAUUUUAAAGUUAGCUUUUAAAAUUACAUACAGUUUGCCUUUUUAUGUGUGACAUCACUUUGUGUCAUUACUGUAUUAUAACACAAUAUAAAUUCAAGAUUGGUGAAGAACAUAGGUGUAGUCCUGUAAUUCAGAGAUAGUGCUUGAUAGGCAGUAGUCUGCAAAUGAGGAAAUAUUGAAGAAUGUUCUUAGUGUUUUUCAAAUCAUUGCAGACCAUACACUGCUGCUAUGCUUUUUUAGUGCUUCAAGCAAUUUGACUCUCUUACUUGAAUUUUUAGCAAGAAGUCAUUAACAAUAACAAAAAACCACUGGAUUUUCUUACAGUUCUACAAUUUUUUUUUGUCACGAUUUUUGGUGCGGCUCUUCCAACUAAAAUAAUGGUAUGGUGUUGUAUUUCUUCCUUUAGCAUAGACCAAUCGUAGUCACUUUGGCAAAAAAAAAAAAAGUUAAUUCAAUUAGUUAAUAUUGGCCAUCAUGUAUGUACUAGAUUAUACCUCUUUUAAUAUAACAGUGGGUAUUGUUACAUUGGAGAGCAUUUAUAUCUUCAGUGUUACGCCAGAAUAGCACAAUUUUUAGAUGCCUUGCACCAAUUUUAUUUAAAGAUUUGCAUUUCUUACUUACUAAAUACCAACUUUCUAUACUCAAGAACUGAGAUAAAAUACUGUAAUCUUUUGGAUUCAAAAUUACCCACCUAUCCAUAUGUGGAAAUUAUAUUCUUACAUAUUAGUGAUUUAUUUCCCAUCAUUCAGAUAUACUUUUGAGUACUGUAAAUAUUUAUUCCUUAUUUAUUAUAAAGACUAUAAAAAUUUCAAAAUUGACUACAGAGUAAAUUUUUAAUGUUUUCUGGGUAUAAAAAUAGUACAUGAUUAUUACAGAAAAUUUAGAAAAUGCUGAUAGCUAUAAAGAAGAGAAAAAAAAUUACCUGCAAUCUCACUAUCCAGAGAUAUACUGUUAAUAUUUUUUGUAUUUCCUUUCGAUCUUUGUCUAUGCUAUUUAUAUGUAUGAGUGUGUAUAUGUGUUUGUGUGUGUGCGUAAUAACAAAAUUGAGAUUAUGCUGAUCAUAUAGUUGUAUAUCCUACUUUUUAUAACUUACCAUCAUAAGUACUUCCCCAUGUCUUUGAAAAUGUGAUUUUUAAAAAUGGCUGCCUAAUACUCUAUUGUAUGAAUACAACAUAAUUUAACCAGUUCUCUCUUUGGAUAUUAGAUUGUUUCUAAUGUUUGACAAUUAUAAAUAAUAGUGGGAUGGACAUCUUUGUAUGUGAAAUUUGAAUUCUAUAUUAGACUAGUUCUUUAGGAUAUAUUCAUGGGAAUGGGAUAAUUGGUUUAGAUGGUGAGAACUUUUUAAGCUCUUUAAAAUAUGACCAAGUUACCCUUCAGAAAGAUUGUACCAAAUUAGCAGUUUACGAGUACUCAUCAUACUGCCGCUUUUCCACUAUUAUUUUUUCUAAUCGUUGACAAUUUGGUAAGCAAAUAAUUGGUUGUUCUUUUGAUCAUUCUAUUAAGAGUGGCUUUAUAAUGAAUUAUUUUUUUCCCUUCUGUAAUUUUAUAGUUAAUUGAUUAAUAAAAAACACAAGAGGGUUGGUAGGUUGAGUGGGCUAUAGCCCUCUGAGUAUGUUUACUGUACAUUUAAAUCUCCAAAGUACUUCAACAUCACUUUACUUUAUCCUGGAAUAUGAGCUAUCUUUCUUAGUCAUAAAGUAGAAAGAGUUCCAAACUGAUAGUUAAGUGUUGGGUUCUGGAUCUGCCUCUGCCACUAAUUAUUUGUCUCACCAUAAAUAUUUCAUGUUGUAUCAAAACUUUAACUGUAAAAUGUAGAGGUGAUCUUUUAAGCACUUUCUGGUUUCAGAGUACUUUGAUCUUGUGACUUUGCUCUUUAGAGAUUCUAAUGUCAUUUAUAUUUAAAAAACUACAUGGUUGAAUUGGAUUAGAAGUAUUAUCUUUUGAUUUCAACUCUACAUACAUGAAAACGAAAGUCCUUUUUUUAAUACAAAAGGGAAAUUAAUUUGCAUUACUUAAUGCAGUUAAUAUUACCUAAAUUGUUGAACUUAAGCUUUCCUGCUUUAAGUGCCUUUAAAAGUGUUUUUAUUUGAAAUAUAAAAUGUAAAGGAAAUUUUAUGUAGUUCUAUACAGUUUCUUUUUUUGAUAUACUUUUGAAUUAUUUGCAGCAACUUUUUUUUAAACCUUAGAUUGCACAGAGCAGUAUAUUCAUGGAUUCUUCACUAUUCGGGUAAUGAGUCCUUGAGAAAUGUAUGUUAAAGAUUAGCUCAGUGAGCAGGUAAGUAAAUGCUCUCUGUCUUGGGUGGGCAACAAAUCUUUAUACAGAGUAGGGAUAAAGGAUUAUUCAGAUUCCAGUGUUUAGAUAGUCCAAUGGAGAUAGUAGGUGUCCUGAGUUAGUUAAUGGUUAUUAUUGCAGAUCUCAAAUUUUUCUUUGGUAGCAAAUAAUUCAUUAUCGUAGAUUAGAGGUUGGUAAAUGUUUUGUGUGAAGGGCCACAUAAUAAAUAUUUUAGGUUUUUCAGGCCAUCUAGUCUCUUCACAACUAUUCACUUUUGCCAUUGUAACACAAACGCAGCCAUAGACAAUGUGUAAAUGAGUCAUUGUGGCUGUGCUUCACUCACACUUUAUUUACACAAAAAGAUGGUGAACUAGAUUUGGUCCAUAGGCCAUAGUUUGCUGUCCUAGAUGGUAUAGUUCACUUGUAGUUCAAAUUACUGGCUAGUAAUUUAAACUGCAACAAAUGGUUUUGAGUUUCUGUCAUUCCAGCCCUCUCUUAAUUUGAUGUAGUCUAGCUGGCUGGGUUUGAAUGUUAUUUAGGAUUAUAAAGGUAAGUGGGAAGUGGGUAUGGGAAACUAGAAACUAUUAGGGAAAAAAGCACUUUGAAGCCCUUUUAUUUGCUAGAGCCCAUUAGGAGUUUUGCUGCCAUAAUUAAUCAAAAGAGUGAUGAGUGGAGGUUGUGAUUGGUGGUUGCAGAUUAUAUAAAUUAUUCUUAAGCACUUGGCUACCUAGAUGAUAGAGGGUGGAACAGAUAAGAGAAAUUGUGAAAUGUGAGACUUUAUUUUGCCAUAUAAAGAAAGACUGUUGGAAAAAUAACUACCAUCUUCCAUCACCAUCACUUUGUUUAAGACCCCCUCAAAUUCCUCCCAUAUUUAGGGAGGACAUAAACUUAGAAUAAAAGAGAGUUAUUUAAGUUGAAUGACUUUAAGUUGAUGGAAAAAUUACUCCACUGUUCUUUUCUCAUCUACUUUGUAUCACUGAAAAUUUCAUCAAGGAGUAGUAUCAGUCCACAGACUGGCAGUUGGAAAGUGCUGUGAUACAGUUGCUGAAAGACCUAAUAUAGUUAUAAAAUUAUUAUUGAUUAGGAGAUGUAGUAAACCACAUGCACUCUGAUAUUCAGACUAAAACUUUUAUAUUAUUGUGUUAAAUUGUAAGUGCCACAUAUCAAAAGUGACAUUGUGAAGUAUAGUGUUCAUAGGGAGGCAGACUGUUGAAAGUCUUGAGUGGGAUGCAAAGAAAUUGGUGAUACUUAUUUUGGAGAAAAUAAGUUUAAAGAGAGGAGUUUUCUUCAGAUAUUUGAGUGACUGCCAUGUGUAAGAAGGAAUAGAAUUGUUCUGUCUUGUUCUAGGUGGAAAAAUUAAUUAUAAGAAAUGGAAGUUUCUGGUUCCACAUUUAAGGAGAAUUAUGUGUAUGAGAAUUUCUACAUGAAAGUCAGCUCUGUCCUCAUAAAAUCAUUGGAAGUAUUCACGCAAAAGCUAGAUCAGUGGUUCUCAAAGUAGGAGCCUUAUACUAUCAGCAUCAGCACCACCACUGGGGUAUAUUACCUGUGUAGACCUGAAAUUAUGGAUCACCAAGCUGAAAAAAAGCUAAUGGAAUUAGUACAAAUAAAAUGGAACUUAUUUCAUUUGUAUAAAACUGUUAAGGGAAAUCAUUUUUAAAUAAAAACUGAUUUUGAUCAUUUAACACUAACUUUCAACAGAGAUUAUAAAUUGACGAUUGUUACUUAAUUGUUAGUGAAAGUGACUUAGCUUUCCUAAAUCUAAAACAGAGCUAUAUCAGUAGCAGAAAAGGGUAUUGAGGGAGCUUGCUCUUUUUAUAUUAUAUUAUUUUAAUGUCAAAAUAUUGGGAGGGGAACCAAGAGCAGCUGGCAGAUAAGUUUUCUCUGCCCUUUUCCUCUUUUCCUAUGCUGUAAAUACGACCAAGUGGCAUGUCACAGUAUUACAUUGACCAUGCUAUAUACAUUUGGUAAAAGUAAUGCUGGUAACUGGAACUUCUGCCUUUGUAACGUCGUUGUUGUGUAUGGAGUUUGUUUGCCUAUCCUAAGUUUAUUGAUAUGUUCUGUUUUUUGGGCCCUCUGUGAAGAACCGUAGAGUUUUAGAUUUGUCAUUUGUUCAAGGGUUUUCCAGUGGUCACAGAGUGGUUUGUACCCGGGGCAUAUCACAUUUACAGUGUUUGUUUGUAUUUAAUUCUAAUGCAAGGUUUUGGCCAUCACCCUAGAAAAAUAAUGGAAAAAAUUUAAAGCCAGUUCUCCUGAUUUUGAAAGCCAUAUAAUGCAAUUGGUUUUUCAUUAUAAAUUGUACACUAUUUUUAAAUGUAUAUUUCAUACUGUAUAAAGUGAGGUUUGUAACUUUACUAGAUGCAGUCCUAUUUUUUUCCUAUCAGCCUAAUAAGGAAACCAAAGAGAAUGUUAUUAAGUUAUUCAAGGCCAAGUGUAUUCAGCUAUGAGUAAGACCUUAGUUCUGGUCUUUAAGUCUGCCAAUGUAAACUUUGGAAAAUAUUUUAAUUUUUCUGACCACAAUAUUCUCUGAAUUACUUACUGAAUGUGAUAUCAUAUACAUUUAAGUAAAAAGUAUUAAAGCAAGAUGAAAACUAAGAAAAUUAGAAUGACAUGUGAAUGACAUCAUAUAAAUGACAAGACUGAGUUUUGUGAGUUUUAAAAUUAAAUACCUAGACUGUUGAACUAGAUUUAAUAAAAUAUUUUUACCUUAAUAAUUUUAUAAAUGGAAAUUCUUUUCUAAGAAGUUUUUUUUUCCAUUUAAAAUUUACCCAUUUGAAUCUAGCACAUAAGAGACUUCAAUUGGUAUUUGUUCAAUUUUGAUGAAUUGAAUUUUAAAGCAAGGAGAACAAAAGACAAUCUUUAUAUGAAGUGUUUUCUAAAGGACAGGAAAACAAACCUUUUAACUGGAAGCAAUUUUUAAUUGGCUUUUUCCAUUUUCAGUUUUUGAUUGUGGAAACCAGCUUCCUUAUUAAUUUUAAAAGAUGCUAGAAUUUAAUAUUCCUAGGCUCUAUGUAAUGCCAAAUGAAUGAUAAUAUAAGUGAUCUGGUAAAUUUGAAACCAUUGGCCCAUGAUUCUUAGCUCAUAUUUUAUAAUAUCCUAUGGUGUUUACUGUUAUUUAAAAGUGUUACAGAGUUUUUAAAACAGUUAAUUAAAAUGUGUUUUAGCUGUUUGUCCAAUGACAUGUCUAGCCAACUCUCAAGUAAAAAGAUGUUAUGGGGUGCUAGAAGCUUUGCACUGGAAUCCAUUUUCAGCUUUGCCAGUGAGUUGCUACUGAUUUGCUGGAACAAAUCACUGGUCUUUCCUAGAGCAGAGUUUAUCUCUUUAUUAAUGUGUGUUAGAAGUGAAUAGUAUGACUCCUAAGGGCCUUUCCACCUUUGACUUUUUAUGAUGAUAAUAAAAAUACCUUAUUAUUUAAUAUAUUGUACUUUUAACAUAUUGUAAUUUAAAAAAUAUGUUUCACAACUUUUUCUUUUCUCUUAAUCUCAACAAUAAGUAGGCCAGACGUUACUGUAUUUUUACUGAUAGAGACUCCGAGGCCCAUACAAAUAACAUGACUUAUAUAAGUUCACAUGGCAAGUUAGUAUGAAGAGCUAGCAAGAAUUCAGCUCUUCUAAUUUUUAGUCCUGUGUGUUACAAAUGCUAUACCAUAUUAUUAUUCUGUGUUUUGUUUUUGGUGCUGGCUCUUUGAGAUAUCGUAUUGAAUUCAAAUAGUAAUGGGUUUGCGCAACUUUAGUGAAAAUGGGAAUAAUUCAUAUAAACAUCUACUUUGAUUAAUUCAGGCAAAAAUAGAUUUUUUUUUGGUGGAUUAAAAUACUCCUAAUAACUGCAGACUUCUGUUCUCUUUGCUGGGAGGUUUACUUUUAGACCUCAAAAUUCUGUGCUAUUACUUGCAUCAUUAAAAAGGCACUGCUUCUUUGUAAUGAGACUGUGACAAAAAAUGAAUUAAAGUUUUGUGAUUUCUGAUGGUGAGACUUUGCAGAAGACACUCUCACCAUUCCAGUUCAUGCAUUAACGUGUCCUGCAAGCACCUGCGACUCUGCCUUGGAUUUUCUCACCUGCACGCAGGGCAGACUGGAAGUGCUAGGAAGAUAAUCCUCUGGGAGCAUCCCUCAGCCAGUGAUAGAUGGGAAUUGGAGAAUAAAUAUUCCAGCUUCCUUGCCCUUCUGGUAAUAUUUUGAGGCAUGUUUCAUGUUGUUUCCUAGAGUUUCCAGUGGGGCUGGACCUCAUUGCCUACAACAGGAGACUGUUAAAUAUGCAUUCUUUAUUUUCUUCCUCUUCUUCUCUGUCUCACUUCUCAUUCCUUUAACAAUGUUUUCUGACAUUACCUCCCAAAUGAGAUUCUUGUCUUUGAAUCCUGUCUCAGAGUCUGUUUCUGGGGUAAACUAAAACAUGUUUGAUUUGGGAGAUAAGUUAUUACUAGUGUUCUUGUUAGAUAUGAAAGAUUUUUUUUUAAGGCAAUUAUUUUGAACAAGAUCUAAAACAAGUAUUUUAAUAUUCUGAUUCUUUAAUUAGUCUCAUAAUCACAUCCAUGUUCAAAUUAAUUUCCUUAACUUCAUUUCCUAACAAAGGAAAGAUUCAAGGUAAAACUCUUAAGUAGAAAUUCAGGGUAAAUAUCUUAUGUGGAAAUCUUUCUACCAUAUCCUUUUGUCCUUCUAAAAAAAAUUAUGGCCUGAUUUUCCAAAUGCUUUAUAAGGACACAGUGGGUUAUCUAUUUUGGUAGAAAUUGAAUUAACAUGGAAUUUGGUUCAGCCAACAUUAUAGAUUAUUUUCUACUUGAAUCCAGCCUUCUCAUCUCUUAUCAGGACCUGCUUAUUCACAAUCCAUGACCAGGAUUAGCCUUGCCGAACAUUGAUUGUAAGGAUAAAUUUAGUUCCUGGCUAAUUUCCCCAAAGAUUGUUCUGUGGUCCUUGUUAACUCAAAACUUUUUUUGAUUUAUUAAAGAUUAAGAAUAUGGAGUUUUAAAGUUGAAUAAGUGCUAUGUUAAAUUCAGUGUAUUAUAAGUACAUCUUUUGUAGUUCUUUGAUACCUUUUUUUUGAACUAGAAAUAAUGAUUUUUAUAUGUUUUUAAAAAAUUGAUGUGGGAGAUUUAUAUUCAUUUUAGGCAUAUGUUAGUUAUCAGUCUUCUUUUUUUUCCAUGUAAAAAUUGUGUUUGUGUGUCUGAAAUGUAUUCUCUAUUGAUUUGGUUUAUACGAUGGAACAUGCAUGAAUUUAACCAAGUUUAUAGUUCUAUUUGUAGGCCCAUCCUAAGAUUAGCACGCACAGAUAUUUUUCCAUAGGAGAAACAAAACAUUUAAAGAAUGUAUUUUAAUUAGUUAUCCUUAUUGUAAAGUAACAUCUUUAAACAUUUGUAUUUUUUUAAAGCAAAAAUACCAGGGAGUGUAUACAGAGUAUCUUCCCUCAGUGCAGUUGCCUUGUGGUAACUUCACAUUCUGCCAUGUUCUUUUGAAUAUAUGACAGGGCGUUUAUUGACCUUUGAGGUUACAUUUGUCUGUUAGAAAUGUUCAAAGGUCAGCUGGGUGAUUAAAUUGGAUAAUAUGGUCUAGGGGGAAAAUAGUUACAAAGGAGUAAGUCUGACUUUCUCCUGGGACACAUCAAACUGGUCUAAAGUGGAAACUCUCUCCUCAGAAUCUCUGCAGUGGCAUAUUGGAAAAAGCGUAUAGUCUAUUAAAGUAACUAUUCAUUUGUAAUGUAAGUUCUGUUAUUUCAAAAACAUUAAUCUUGUUAUUUUUUAGACAUGUUACUUCCCAACAACUAACUAAUUUAUUAUCAAAUCCAGUCAAGACUUUUGGCAUUUCAAAUAUCUCAACAUGAUAGAUUGAAAAUUUGGAGUAAGAACCAGAGAUGAUUUUUAAAAUGUGUCAAGAAGACUGUCCCAUUUCCUGAACACUAAAUAUUUUCUGUAAGGAAUGUUAGAUCAAAAAUGUGAAAUAUCUUUUUACAGUCUUUACUGGAAGCUGAUUCUUUGUGCUAAAUGUGAACAAUCUCAAGAUAACUUGAUGUAAAACAAGCUUGAAAAAUUGUCUCUUUUCAAAAGUUCACAUAUUUUCCAUCACCAGUAGGCCACUUAUGCAAUACAUCUGUACAUAUAAAUAUUCAAGUACAACCUGGACUUUUAAGGUUUAAAAAGUGCUCCCUGCCUACAUUAAUGUUAAGUACUUGUAUUUAACAAUGUUAUAUUUCUGGAUGUUUGUUAAUUUGAUGAAUCUUAUAGUGUUAGUCUGUUCCUGAAAGUUCUACUUGGUACAGUUGUCAGAGAAAAUUAACUUGGAUGAAACAAUGAUGCAUGUUCUAAUAGUUAAAGUAUUUUAAAGUUUCUAUUUAAAAAGUAGAUCUCCAUAAUUGCCACAGAUAAUUUUGUAAUUUCUGGUUCUUAUUGUUUUUGUAUUAGGAAAAUAUUGUACCUUGCAGUGCUUGAUUUACAUUUUUUGCUGUUUGAAAAAUCUUCACAUUUAUUGUCUCAACAGAAGUAAUUUUUACUAAAUGUUUACAUUAUUGAAUGAGGGAAGUUGAACCAAUUGUUAGUACUAAAACAGGUCUAAAUUUAGGUCUAGUGUUUUGCAUCAGGUUUGUGAUUGAAUAUCUGAAGGAUAUCAGUUUCCACUCAGGUAUUUACAUUAGAAUUGAUAUUGGAUUCAAAAUUGCUUGAUUGUAAUUUACAUUUUAAGUGUAAUGUAGAGGUUUUGCAUUAUUAGUGUUGUUUUAAAUUUCUACCUUCAUUUAGGCUUGUUUAUAAAAUGAAGAUUAAACAAAUUUUUAGCUAAUAGAAAUUUAGGUAAAUGUACAGUAUUUAAAUAUUAGUAGUUUAUUACUUGAAAGGAACUUUUGUUCCUUUCGUUCAGUGUGCGAUAACAGCUUUUAUGUGGUACAACUACAUUUCCUUUUUUUUUUCAUUGAAAUUUUACCUCUUUAACUGAAGUUAUGUCUGUCUAUAAUAGCUUCAGGUUUCUGUAACCAACUCAUAGAUGAUUGAAGUUACUCUUGAUAUAAAAUGAAUUAUAAAAAUUAUUUUUAGCAAAGUUUUAUAGUAAUUUUAAUACCACAUGGUAGCAAAAAGCUAUCUGGUUAGAAUCUUUAGCUUUUCUUGUUAGUUUCUAUCCUAUUAUUUUCCCCUCCUUAAAAAAAAAAAAAUUCUACAUUGCCAGUACCUUCUCUACAAUUUUAGGAAAACUACAUAUUUGAAAGUGGAGUUAUUUUCACUGAAUUUUAGUCUUUCUGCCCAACAUGAGCAGCACUGUGAUAGGGAGCUAUACUUUACUUCUCUCUCUUAUAACAGAGUUUGCAGCACUUAAUAUUCUUAAAAAAUAAACCUUUACCAAAUUUUGUACUUAUUUGCAGAUCAGCCUAGGAACACCCUCAAGAAAACAACAACGGAUUGUGUAGCAAAAUAGAGAUGCUGAGUUUACUGAGCAUGGGGAUUUGAUCAUGUUCACUGAAGAAUAAUAGUCUUUCAAAUAAAGAUAAUGAGGUUUAUAUAAUAAAUGGAAAAUAAUAUGAAUAGUCAAAAUAUUGUUUAAAAAAUUUAAACCCUUUUUAAGGGAAACUAAAUUGGUUAUUCCUAGGAGUAUCUUUCAUGUAUUUGGGAACUAAAGCAGUAAAUGCCAAGUUUUAUCUGUUUCUCUCCCCCCUUUUAGUUAAUUGAUACAAGUAAUUCAACAGUAGUAUUACUGGUUUAAUUCUAUAAUGCUUGUUAUCUCCUAACGUUUAAAAAGACAUUGCCUCAGUCCCUAAAGUAAUCUACAGAUUCAACACAAUCACUAUCACAAUCCCAGCUGCCCUUUUUUGUAGAUUUUGACAAGUUGAUCCUAAAACUUAUAUGGAAAGGCAAGGGACCUCAAAUAGCCAAAACAAUCUUGAAAAAGAAGAACAAAACUAGAAGACUCACAUUUCCUGAUUUCAAAACUUACUACAAAGUUACAGUAAUCAAGACAGGGAGGUACUGGCAUGAAGAUAGACAUAUAGAUCAAUGGAAUAGAACUGAGGGUCUAAAAGUAAAUCCUCAUGUAUGAUCAGUUGAUUUUCAAGAAGAGUGUAAAGAUAAUUCAAUGGGGAAAGAAUAGUCUUUUCAACAAAUGGUGCUGGGACAACUAGAUAUCCACAUGCAACAAAUGGAAAAAAAAGACAAACGACUUCAUCAAAAUUUAAAACUUUUUUACAUCAAAGGACAUCAUCAAGAAAAUAACCCACAGAAUGGGAGAAAAUUUUGCAAUCCCAUAUCUGGAAAGGGACUUGUAUUUUAUAUAUAUAAAUAACUCACAACUCAAUAAUAAAAUGAAGCCCAAUUUAAAAAUGGGCAAAGGAUCUGAAUAGACAUUUCUCCAGGGAACUUGUACAAAUGGCCAAUAAGCAAAGAUGCUUACCAUCAUUAGACAUCAGGGAAAUAAAUGCAAAUCAAAACCACAAUGAGAUACUACUUCACACUGGGCUGGCUAUAAUAAAAAAGACAGAUAAUAUGUGGGCAAAGAUGUGGAGAAAUUGGAGGCUUUGUGCAUUGCUGGUGGGAAUAUAAUAUGGUGCAGCCCCUUUGGAAGAUAGUCUGGCAGUCCCUUAGAAAUCUAAACAGAGAGGUUAUCUUAUGGUUGACCCAGCAGUGCUACUCCUACCUACAUACCCAAGAGAAAUGAAAACGUGCCUGUACAAAAAGUUAUACAUGAAUGUCCAUAGCAGUAUUAUUCAUAUAAAACCCAAAAAGUAGAAAUCAACUGCUGAAUGGAUAAAAUGUAGUAUAUUCAUACAAUGGAAUAUUAUUGGGCAAUGGAAAGGAAUGAAAGACUGAUACUCUCUACAACAUGGAUGAACCUUGAAAACAUCAUGCUAAGUGAAAAAAGCCAAUUAUAAAAGACCAAUUACGUGACUCCAUUUAUAUUAAAUAUCCAGAAUAGGCAAAUCUUUAGAGACAGAGAGACGAAGGAGAUGAUAACUAAAGAGCACAGGUGGCACUUCCCUGGUGGCGCAGUGGUUAAGAAUCUGCCUGCCAAUGCAGGGGACAUGGGUUCGAGCCCUGGUCUGGGAAGAUCUCACAUGCUGUGGAGCAACAGCCUGUGCUGUAGAGCCUAUGAGCCACAGCUACUGAGCCCACGUGCCGCAACUACUGAAGCCUGUGCACCUAGAGCCUGUGCUCCACAACAAAAGAAGCCACCUCAAUGAGAAGCCCGCACACCGCAAUGAAGAACAGCCCCCACUAGACGAACUAGAGAAAGCCCACAUGCAGCAAUGAAGACCCAAUGCAGCCAAAAAAAAAAAAAAAAAAUGCACAGGUGUUCUUUUAUGGGGUGAUAAAAUUGAUUUUGGUGAUGGUUGCAUAAGUCUGUGAAUAUGCUAAAAACCAUUGAACUGUUUGAUUUAAAUUGAUGAUCUGUAUGGUAUGCGAAUAAAGCUGCUAAUGUUAAUAAAGCUAUUGGAAGAAAAAAAAAGACAUUACCUCUAAGAUAAAAGAUGACGAUGUGAAGAAAGAUACUGAUCUGUAUCCAUCCUUCUUUUCUCUUUAUUGUAUUUUUUUUUUCCUGUAUAUUGAAAACAACGACGACAACAGCCUACUUUUGUAGUCCUGAAGAGGCUGCUUUUACCUGGGAGAAACUUUUUCAAGAUAGCUCACAACCUGUGGCUUCUGGUAGUAGGUAAUCUAUUCAUUCUCUUGUAUCCUUAGCCAUGACUUUUUUUUUCAUUUUUCCCUACAAUUCAUUUUUUUUUUAACAUCUUUAUUGGAAUAUAAUUGCUUUACAGUGGUGUGUUAGUUUCUGCUUUAUAACAAAGUGAAUCAGCUAUACAUAUACAUAUAUCCCCAUAUCUCUUCCCUCUUGCGUCUCCCACCCUCCCUGUCCCACCCCUCUAGGUGGUCACAAAGCACCGAGCUGUUCGCCCUGUGCUAUGCGGCUGCUUCCCACUAGUUAUCGGUUUUACAUUUGAUAGUGCAUAUAUGUCCAUACCACUAUCUCACUUUGUCCCAGCUUACCCUUCCCCCUGCCUGUGUCCUCAAGUCCAUUCUCUAGUAGGUCUGCAUCUUUAUUACUGUCCUGCUCCUAGGUUCUUCAUGACCUUUUUUUUUUUUUUUUUAGAUUCCGUAUAUAUGUGUUAGCAUACUGUAUUUGUUUUUCUCUUUCUGACUUACUUCACUCUGUAUGACAGUCUCUAGGUCUAUCCACCUCACUACAGAUAACUCCCUUCAUUUCUUUUUAUGGCUCAGUAAUAUUCCAUUGUAUAUGUGUGCCACAUCUUCUUUAUCCAUUCAUCUGUCGACGGACACUUAGGUUGCUUCCAUGUCCUGGUUUUUAAUGGAGAGUGGAACUCAGGAGAUAAUACCCAGCAGCCCCAUGUUUGUGUGCAGGAAUGGUGUUAGGCAUGUUCUCUAACUGUACUUGUGGUCUCAGAUGCUUUUUUGUGGUCCCCUCCAAGGACCUUUCCAUCCCUCCCACCCCCCAAAAAAGACCCCACGAGCAACGACCCCCUUCUUGCCCCUUUUCCCUCACUCCUUUUCUGUUUCUCCCUCUUCCUUCAAUGAAACACAUCAAGGAAAAUAGGACCCUGUAAGUAUGCAAUUGCUGUAUUUCAUAUUCUUAAUUAGCACUCAUAUAUUUAGCAUUAUCUCCUAACAGGCAGUCUUACCAUUAGUCAUGCUCCUUUAGUUCAUUGUCCUUCUAAAUAUUAGUGUUAGUUUGGGUAGCCUUUAAGUGUAUUUAAUAUAAGGAAAAGGGUGAAGGGAAGAAAUAACCACUUAUAAAGUUACUGGGUUUCAUUGCUAAUGGUAAAUAAUGUUUUAAUCUUUUGCCAAAUGAAAAACACCUUUUAAAAUGAAAGGAAAAAAAUCAUUUUAUGCAAAUGUUUGUAAACAUGUAUGUAAAUAUGUUGUUUUCUUACAAAAAUCAUUAAUAAAAAUGGAUUUUUAGUUU